This is a messenger RNA of Miscanthus lutarioriparius, 657 nucleotides long. The record is from the annotation of a GenBank genome assembly. Lineage: Eukaryota; Viridiplantae; Streptophyta; Magnoliopsida; Poales; Poaceae.
AUGGCCGUCUUCUCCGAUCUCCACACCGCCGACGGCCUCAAGACUCUGGAGGCGCACCUCGCGGGCAAGACAUACGUUUCAGGUGAUGCGAUUACUAAGGAUGACAUUAAGGUCUUUGCGGCGGUGCCGUCGAAGCCUGGCGCUGAGUUUCCUAAUGCAGCCCGCUGGUACGAGACCAUCUCUGCGGCUCUAGCCUCAAGAUUCCCUGGUAAGGCUGUUAGUGUAAAUCUGCCUGCGGGAUCAGCUCCCGCAGCAGCUGCUCCUGCUGCUGAGGCUGAGGAUGAUGAUGACCUUGAUCUUUUCGGGGAUGAAACCGAGGAGGACAAGAAGGCUGCUGAUGAGCGCGCCGCUGCCAAGGCCUCAUCCAAAAAGAAAGAAAGUGGUAAAUCAUCUGUCCUUAUGGAUGUCAAACCAUGGGACGAUGAAACUGAUAUGAAGAAGCUGGAGGAGGCUGUUCGCAGUGUCCAGAUGGAGGGUCUCACUUGGGGAGCAUCAAAGCUUGUGCCUGUUGGAUACGGCAUCAAGAAGCUGACUAUUAUGUUGACGAUUGUCGACGAUCUUGUGUCCGUCGACAGCCUAAUUGAGGAUCACCUUACGGAAGAGCCAAUCAAUGAGUACGUUCAGAGUUGCGACAUUGUUGCUUUCAACAAGAUCUAG